AUGGAAGCCGCAUCGGCGCGGUACGCCGCAAGAGACCGGUGGGGGGAAAUGGGCGCGAUGCCAGCCCCCUCGCAACUACACCGAUUCAUCCAAGCAGCCUGCAGCCCCGAGAACUACGAGCCAAACCUAGCGCUCAACCUCGAGAUCUCCGACCUGAUCAACGCCAAAAAGGGUUCCGCCCCGCGCGAGGCCGCCGUCGCCAUCGUCAACUAUGUCAACCACCGCAACCCGAACGUGUCGCUGCUUGCGCUCAACCUGCUCGAUAUCUGCGUCAAGAACUGCGGAUACCCGUUUCACCUCCAGAUCAGCACUAAGGAGUUUCUCAAUGAGCUGGUGCGGCGGUUUCCGGAGCGCCCGCCUAUCCGUCCGUCGCGCGUGCAGCUGAAGGUGCUGGAGGCGAUUGAGGAGUGGCGGGGUACGAUUUGUGAGACGAGUCGGUACCGCGAGGAUUUGGGGUUUAUUCGUGAUAUGCACCGGUUGUUGAGCUACAAGGGGUAUACGUUUCCGGAGGUUAGGCGGGAGGAUGCGGCGGUUUUGAAUCCGAGCGAUAACCUCAAAUCCGCCGAAGAAAUGGAAGAGGAGGAACGUGAGGCGCAAUCGGCGAAACUACAAGAGCUCAUCCGGCGGGGCACGCCCGAGGACCUUCGCGAAGCCAACAAGCUGAUGAAGGUCAUGGCCGGCUACGACACGCGGUCCAAGGUGGACUACCGGGCCAAGGCGGCCGAGGACGUCGGCAAGAUCCAGCAAAAGGCGCGGCUGCUCGAGGAGCGGCUCGAGGCGUUCCAGCCGGGCGACAAGAUGGUGGACGGCGACGUGUUUUCGGAGCUGGCGGCGGCCUUGUCGAGCGCCCAGCCCAAGAUCCAAAAGAUGUGCGAGGAGGAGUCGGACGACCACGAGGCGGUCGCCAAACUGCUCGAGAUCAACGAUAGCAUACACCGCACUGUCGAGCGGUACAAGCUACUGAAGAAAGGGGAUAUUGAGGGCGCGAAGCAAAUAGCCAAGGGGGGACCGACUCCUGCUCCGAAAGCUGCUUCUGGCGCUUCUGGCGCUGCUGCUGCUGGGAAAAAUGCGGCCACCGAAUUCUCUCUCAUCGACUUUGACGACGCGAAUGGGAAUGGCGCCGACGGCGGCCAGGGGUCCAAGACGGCUGGCGUGGAGGACGACCUGCUGGGGUUGUCAAUAGCCGACACCAGCUUUGGCCAGGCCGGGGGAAUUGCCCUGGGCUUUGGGGCUAACACAAACAUCCCCGGCCCCGCCCUCCUCUCCUCCGUCACCCAAGACAACAGCGCCAAAGGCCAGCUCCCAGCAUCCACCUCCCCGGCCCCCUUCUCCGCCUUCGCCUCCGGCCCGUCCGCCCCCGGCUCCAAGUCCGCCACACCCCAACCCCCCCAACGAUCCCCCUUCUCCCCGCCGAGUACUCGAACCCCCGUCUCCUCUGACCCCUUCGCCGGGCUCGCCUCUCUAUCACCCACACCACCCACCCCCGCUCAACCACCAGCGCCAACAGUAUCCAACGACGACGACGAAUGGAGCUUUUCUUCCGCCCUGCCCCCAGAGGCUGCCGCCCCGCAGGCGCCCCGCGAACACAAGGCUGUUGUCAGCAACACUACCCUCAAGCUGGACAUGGUCGCCAACCGGACGGUUAAUACGGAUCCGGCGAUUAGUUUGUUGUUUGCUUUUUCGAAUAACUCGGCCCAGCCCGUGUCGGAAUUGCAUUUCCAGCUAGCCGUGACCAAGGGCUACGAACUAACACUCCAGCCUCAAACCGGCCGGGCGCUCGCGCCGAAACAGAGCCGGGGCGUGACACAGGCGAUUAAAGUGUCGCAUGCCGGGGAUAAAGGGAAAAAGGUGGAGGGGAUCAAGUUGAGGUGGCGGGUCGCGUAUAAGGUUGGGGGGGAGCUGAAGCAGGAGAUGGGGGAGAUUCCGGAGUUUACGGUGGGGUAG
Molecule: messenger RNA, 1944 nt
Organism: Dichotomopilus funicola
Lineage: Eukaryota; Fungi; Ascomycota; Sordariomycetes; Sordariales; Chaetomiaceae
Product: VHS domain-containing protein
Exons: 4
Coding region: 1-1944 (647 amino acids)
Biological process (GO): Golgi to vacuole transport; protein transport to vacuole involved in ubiquitin-dependent protein catabolic process via the multivesicular body sorting pathway; Golgi to endosome transport
Cellular component (GO): trans-Golgi network
Molecular function (GO): ubiquitin binding; phosphatidylinositol binding
Source: RefSeq, a predicted model, not a curated record